This is a messenger RNA of Puccinia graminis f. sp. tritici CRL 75-36-700-3, 861 nucleotides long. RefSeq lists its product as uncharacterized. The transcript has 2 exons. The record is from RefSeq and is a predicted model, not a curated record. The coding region runs from base 1 to 861 and encodes 286 amino acids. NCBI's taxonomy places the organism in Eukaryota, Fungi, Basidiomycota, Pucciniomycetes, Pucciniales, Pucciniaceae.
AUGAAGCACAAAAGCUCACCGGCAGCCAGUGCCUCUCUGCUCGACCAGAUUGACAUAACUCCAGAGGAACGUGAAUUUGGCUGGAACGGAAGCCUGAGUGGUGUCAGGGGGCUUAGUGAGCAGCAGGCACGGCGAAUCUUACAUUUCGAAAAUUCCCUCAGGCAACGCCUUGAGAUCGACAGAACCGAAGACCAUGAGCGAGAUGCGACAUCUGGCAAUGAAUUCGGAAAGCUUACCUCCGGUACCACCAAUGAGCCUUUGGAAGUAGUGGCUGCAAGGCAUUGUCGGGCAACUUGCACCCGGAACCCAUUCAGUCCUUGUAUUCUGAAGCCGCGGGCGUCACUUCCAGAGUACCAAAGAUUGGCCAGUUCGAGACUCAACCGUUCUCUGCGCAUCAGUAGCAGCCAGUCCUCUUUCUUACGGUUCAAGAGCAUCAAGAGGUCAAAGUCUGAGGAAAGCAGCUGGUCGAGUGAAUCCGACGAGUUUUCCUACCUCAUCGCUCGCGAAAAGAUAGGCAAUUCAGAUCAAACUAGCUUAAGUGAUUCCUAUACCCGGAGCCCAGGUAGCGGGGCCAAUCUAGAGAGAAGUCAUACCAAAACUGGUUUGCGUGGAAUCAUUCGAAAAUUAGGGGGAGCUCUCAGUCUGAACACGAGUCGCUGCCACAGGAAGGCACAUCCAGACGACAAGUUUCCGGAAGAUGGCUCAUAUCUUUGUCAUUUGUCUCAUGACAUGGUUGGUUCUGCAUCCCCCUUUCCAAUGCGCCCGCCCCUUUACCUAGGUUCGAAUCAUCCAUCUACGUCGUUGAACGGGGAGUGGAUAGGCGUCAGCCGGAAAGUGGUCUCAGAAUCAAACCGCCAGUAA